GAAGUGCAGCUCUCAGAAGAGCCUGAAUUUCACUUCACGACGCGCCGUGGGGCUCAGCUCACACACAAGCACUAAAACUAGAAAAUAGUCGUAUAUUCCCAUCUGGAUUAACCUCGAGAGGAACUCUUUCCCGGAGGGUCUGAGUGGAAUCGGACUGGAGUGUUUUAUGUGGACGAAUACUGUGGUUUUGUUGAGCGAUGUCGGAAGAGAUGAAGACUUGGAUCUGCGACCCAAACACGGAUGGAAAAGAAAAGAGUGGUUUCUUUCGGCAGUAACAUCAAAAAUUCAAAAUUAGAUCUCGUUUGGAGGAAAGUACAUUUAAAACCCCAGACCGAAGCGUAUUGGGAUUAAAAGUCACGUCGUGUUGUUGUUGUUGUUUUUCUGCGAAACUCGGUAGUUUCGUCCAUAUAAGCUUGAGUUUGAGACGCACAAGAUCUCGCGCAGAGAUUUCAGGGUGAGCUCUUUAUUUUGGAGUUUUUCUUUAUUCAUUUUCUUUAUAUAUCCCUGGCUUGCUGUUUCAUCGGACCACGUUUUGUGACACCAUCGCGAUUUUUUUUUAGUUUUUUUUUUUUUAGAAAAAGGAAACUCGGAUUGCUUUCGUUCACAUUUGCUUAUUUCCUUUUCUAGCGCCCCCUCUCAUCUGUAGGUUACAGAGUAGAGCAACAUCUCAGUCGUUCUUGCUCUCAAUUUAGAAAUAAAUGGACGAGUAAGCAAAUCCAGUUAAGGAGGAAAAACUGUCUGCAUUGAACCGCACAAGGCAAUGGACUUGCCACAUCAAAACACAACUAGUUUAAUUUUGUCUCUUUAAUUGGCUUGUGAGAUCAAGACAACCAACUUGGAUCAGCAAGAGAAGUGACAGACAGGCAGAUCUCGACCAUCGUACUACAAAAAUGGGGAUUUGUAUGUGAUAUUACCAGGAUAUUUACAUAUAUAUGCGUAUGCUGUUUAGAUCUUGAAUGCUUUUAGUCUCGCGUUUGUGGAUAUUCAGGAAACAAUCCAGCCCGUGUCGCACUGAAAGCCAUUAUUUACGUUUCUCUAACCAUUGGGCUUUCCACCAUCUUUACGCCUUUUAAGAAGAGGAGGAUACAUAUUAACCUUAUCAUAUGCGGUCCGUUUGUUUGCUGUCGUUAAAUGUGAUCAAACAGGGAAAUAUUGGCGUCCAUUUUCAUUCCUUAUUGUGUUUUGCAGCGAGCUGGCUUGCUUAUUUUAACACCCUAAUGAUAUCGUCUUGUCCGCUCGUUUACGACUUAUUUUCUAUAUCUUGUUGGUUUUAACCGGAUUGCAUUGUCGUUUUGAUUAGAGGAUCAUCUUGGGGAUUUAUUUCAUAAGACACUGACGGGCCAGCUUGUAUGUAUUUGUAGUUAACCCGCUACUGCCGUUAUUUCCAUCCAUCUGAAUGGACGGUUGCUCAAAUUAACUUGCAUGUCAUUUUUAACGGUCGUUAUACCGGCAGGUCGGUUGUUCGCGUUAAACUCCCCUAAAGGAUGAGUGCUGGAUGGGGGCAUCUGCAGGCUAAAAUCGCUAUUAUCGUUAUCACCAUCUAGAAUUAUUUCUGGAGAUGAUGACAUACACAUGUUUUCUUCAUCUUUGAAACAAGAAGCCAUUUCUGCAAUUCCACUGGACCUGAGGGUGACGUUGCUUCAUAGAUAAGCACCCUAUAGAAUUUCCACUCCGAGUGGAUUUUUUUCCCCCCGUGUAUUUUCAGCCACGAUGGUUUAUUUCUGAGAGCAUUUUUUGUGCUUUGGAAACACGAUAAUUAAGCAACUGGGGCUGGAAUAGAUGUUCGCGCCUCUCUCGCGCACCAUCAUCCUCAUCAUCACCACCACAGCUCCCGCGCUCGUCUCGUGCUGUUGAUUCCGCCCGCGCGCGAGCGCGCAACAUCAUCGUUCCCUCACGUUCUCCCUCACUGCUGGUUCUGGUACCGUUAGCGAGUCGGUUCGACCCAGAGGGCUCGAAGAUGGCGGACCUCGAAGCGGUUCUCGCCGAUGUCAGUUACCUGAUGGCGAUGGAGAAGAGCAAAUCUACUCCAGCGGCCCGGGCGAGCAAGAAAAUCAUCCUUCCCGAACCCAGUAUUCGAAGUGUCAUGCAGAAGUACCUGGAGGAAAGGGAUGAACUGACUUUUGACAAAAUCUUCAACCAGAAGAUUGGUUUCCUCUUGUUCAAGGAUUUCUGCAUGAACGAGAUCGACGAGGCCGUUCCACAGCUGAAGUUUUAUGAGGAGAUUAAAGAGUACGAGAAGUUGGAUUCAGAAGAGGAGAGGCUAACGAGCAGUCGGCAGAUUUAUGACGUCUACAUAAUGAAGGAGCUUCUGUCGUGUUCACAUCCCUUCUCUAAGAAGGCAGUAGACCAUGUCCAGACUCACCUAGCAAAGAAACAAGUUCCUCCAAAUCUCUUUCAGCCAUACAUAGUUGAAAUCUGUGACAGUCUUCGAGGAAAGAUCUUUCAGAAGUUCAUUGAAAGCGACAAGUUCACGCGUUUCUGCCAGUGGAAGAAUGUAGAGCUCAACAUCCAUUUGACCAUGAAUGACUUCAGCGUGCAUCGGAUCAUCGGUAGAGGGGGUUUUGGAGAGGUGUAUGGAUGCAGAAAGGCGGAUACAGGGAAAAUGUAUGCCAUGAAGUGUUUGGAUAAAAAGCGGAUCAAAAUGAAGCAGGGAGAAACGCUGGCGCUCAAUGAGAGAAUCAUGCUGUCGUUGGUCAGCACUGGGGAUUGCCCUUUCAUAGUGUGUAUGACAUAUGCCUUCCACACCCCUGAUAAACUGUGUUUCAUCCUGGACUUGAUGAAUGGCGGAGACCUUCACUAUCACCUAUCUCAGCACGGGGUCUUCAGCGAGAAGGAUAUGCGUUUUUAUGCAGCUGAGAUCAUACUGGGCCUCGAACACAUGCACAAUCGUUUCGUCGUCUACAGAGACCUCAAACCUGCGAAUAUCCUCUUAGAUGAACAUGGACACGUUCGCAUCUCUGACCUGGGCCUUGCCUGCGAUUUCUCCAAGAAGAAACCACACGCCAGCGUAGGUACCCAUGGCUACAUGGCACCUGAGGUUCUGCAGAAAGGAACAGCGUACGACAGCAGCGCCGACUGGUUCUCUCUGGGCUGCAUGCUGUUCAAACUCUUGCGAGGGCACAGUCCAUUCAGGCAGCACAAGACCAAAGACAAACAUGAAAUUGACCGCAUGACCCUUACCAUGAAUGUGGAGUUGCCUGACUCCUUCUCACCUGAGCUCAAGUCCCUCUUGGAAGGACUCUUACAGCGAGAUGUUGCCAAAAGAUUGGGGUGUCUGGGGCGGGGGGCGUCAGAGGUAAAGGAGCAUGUGUUCUUCAAGGGAAUCGAUUGGCAGCAGGUCUAUCUCCAGAAGUACCCCCCACCCCUCAUUCCCCCCAGAGGCGAGGUCAAUGCUGCAGACGCCUUUGACAUCGGCUCCUUCGACGAGGAGGACACCAAGGGAAUUAAGCUGCUUGACAGUGAUCAGGAGCUCUAUAAGAACUUUCCUCUGGUGAUCUCCGAGCGCUGGCAGCAGGAGGUGGCCGAGACUGUGUAUGACGCUGUCAACAGCGACACAGAUAAGAACGAGGCGCGCAAGCGGGCCAAAAACAAGCAGCAGGGCCAUGAAGAAGACUACGCGCUGGGGAAGGACUGUAUUAUGCACGGCUACAUGCUGAAGCUAGGAAACCCCUUCCUGACACAGUGGCAGCGGCGGUAUUUCUACCUAUUUCCCAACCGCGUUGAGUGGAGAGGCGAAGGAGAGUCUCGGCAAAACCUGCUGACCAUGGAGCAGAUCGUGAUUGUGGAGGAGACGCAGAUCAAGGACAAAAAGUGCAUCCUGCUGAGGAUCAAAGGAGGGAAACAGUUUGUCCUGCAGUGCGAGAGUGACCCAGAGUUCGUACAGUGGAAGAAAGAACUCAACGAAGCAUUCACAGAGGCCCAGAAGCUGCUGCGUCGUGCCCCCAAAGUCAUCGGCAAGGGCCGAACUAACGUGGUGGAACUGUCCAAACCUCCGCUCACUCACCGCAACAGCAACGGCCUGUGAGCCACCCACCCCCCGCCACCCUUGUCCACUGCUCCUCUCCAUCCUUUUCAUCAACACACACAUGCACACGCUCUCACACCCUCUCCCAGCAAAACGCUCGUCCAUCAGGCUUCCCAACCGGCACAGUGAGCCGCCACAUGGUCCAUCUUGAAAGGUUUUGCUGGACUGCUGUUCCACAACUGUCCGUCAAUCAAAUCCACACACACAGUUCACUCCAGGAUAAUGCUCAAGAACAAUCAGUGAUGUCAAUGCUGCAUCUGGGACCUUGUUUUGACCAGUGGUGCAGGCUGAGAUACUCUGAGACACUCUCGUUUCUUCUGUGAACCCCACAUCCUUCAUGCACACGCUGGCAUGCUCGUAUACAGGCAAAGAUUAAGGCCUCUGCUGUAAGUGUCCCAAAAACCCAACCAAUGUUCACUUGGAGCUUCUUUCCCAAGUGGCAGUGUGCUGGAGCUCUGGGAAGCUGGUGGAUCGUUUUCGCCAAGGGAAACUAGAGCCAUUCAGUCUGAGAGAGCCAAUCAGAUGUAAACAAUCUCAAUAUACGAUGGCUUGAACAAUAUUACUCCCAUUGUCUUUUCAUGUCCUUUGUGGGAAGGCCAAGGUCACCUCACUGACUGCGCAGUUCUUGAAGCGUAUGCUUUGCACCGCGUUCUGUCAACAUUGUGGGUGCGUGGCAUGCAUGCAGUUUCACACUUAAUGGACUCUGAUUUGUGGACUGUUGUGGCACCCGACCCCUAUCCUGUACUUGUAAAGUACAAAAGUCUUCUACACUUCCGUAGUACUCUCUGUCGGAUUGAACAAGUGUAACAGCAUGGGUUGCGAGUGUUGUGCACAUCCAAGUUGUGCUCUUAGAGGGCAACGUACAGUGUAAAAAUUAGGGAGCUUCUUUUCUUCUUUUUUUUUUUUUUUGGUGCUCAGCCCUUGUAAACACCAAAUUCAGUUGGGUUGCUGCGUGCCCGUUCACGUGCAUUAAAUGCGUGUACUUGUGUGUGUACACGAUGCAAAAUGUAGGUGUUGUUGCUUUAAAGGAUAUGCCCAUGUUGUCACCUGGAAGAAUUGUUUUCUUUCACCUUGAAUGUAUUUUUUGUUUCUCUUCGUCUUUUUUUGUUUUUUAGUGAUUUACGCUGCUUGACACAAUGGGAAGGAAUGUGGUGGGAUGUUUACGAGGACACGCCCCCUUCUUGAACCCAACCCCUCCCCCUUGAACUCGCAGAAGUGCAAAAAGUGCCAAUGAAAUAAACGUUGACGAGACACCUGAGAAUUCCUCGAGUCCAGGCGGCGUCACAUCGAUCUCCCUGUGAGCGGCUCUGAGAACAGUGUUGGAUCGCACAGGAAUAAACUGAACUCGCUUGAACAGCUUCGCCGUACGUGUGGACGGUGGACGAUGCAUGAUGUCGCGGUUAGAGGGACCACUUAGGAAGAGAACAGCAGCAGCAGCAGCAGCAUCCCUGGAGUCUUUUAUCUGACUGUAUAUACGAAUCCUUUCUCUGUGCAUCUACAGUAUAAUCUUCUUGACAAUGUUUGCAUAUAUGGCGAAUCUCUGUCUCUGCCUGUCUGUGUUUGUCCCUAUGUCUCAGCUUGGGGGUGGGCGGGUUGUUCACAUCUGUCAAUCUGCGACACGCGCAAACCUGAGGCUGAGAGAACUGCGUUCGCGGAGAGUUGGAUGACUUAUCUCAUAAUGAGGUGCGGAGAGGUCUUCUGUCUGUCUUUGUGUUUAGUUAUGCCGGCGCCUCUGUGGGUGAGACGCGCGAAGCGGCAUCACCAUUAUCCAUUUACGGGCAGACACACUGUUAUUCUGAACGAAGGUAGUACGCUCGCACUCACAGGUGUUCGGGAAGGUGGGCUGCUUGGAUCGUGGAAGGAGAGAUGACUUAAAAGCGUUUGUUGUGAGGCUUGUUUUGAAUAUAGUUUCGAUUUUUAUAUUGUUUUGAAUGUGACGCAAAUGCAGAUUUCUAUAGAUGAGAUAUUUUUUUGAGCAUGUUAUGUGCAUUUAUUUUUCUUUUUGGUUUGAAUGGAAAAACAAGCACAGCUUAACAGGCAUGAGAUGAUUUUAAAGAAGUGUUUUCUUCGUGUAUAUUCAGGUUCUUUUUUUUUUUUUUUCCAUGCAGUAAUUUUCUUUUCCUCUGACUCCUGUCUGUGCAUUUCGAGUGAUUUGCAUGUGACGCUCUGCAAAAAUUGCAGGGUUUUUGGGGGAGUCGACCAGUUUUUGUAGCCUUUAAGUGUCUGGGAGGUGCCAUCCUGAGGAUGUUUUAGUGCCCUUCAAGGGUUAUAUUUUCAAACCAAAAUGGCUUGUUUUGAAAUAUUAUCUCUGCACUUUUCCAUCACGCUUCACGAGCUGAUGAAAAAAUAAAUGUGCCAAACGACUGUAGGAGAAUGUCCUUGAACCAAUGAAAAGCUCAUGCGACGCUCGCUGUUUAUUUCCGAAACUAAAAUUGGUACGUUUUAACAGGCGACGAGUGUCGACGAGUUUGAGAAAGGGUACAAAAAUGUGACCAAAUUCAGGUGACGUGGAACAAGUGUGUGCUGCGGGGCGAACGACGAUCCUACGUCAUUGACGACACGCCUCGAAGCUACUGACCGGCGGCGGCCGCCGGUACCGUGUUUUGAAACUGCUAGCCCGUUUCUCAAGAAGGGUGGCACCUCCGCCAGUCCUAAAUAUCCAUGUUUUAUUCAGGGGUUUUAUAUUUUAUUUUAACGGUAGCUUUUCAUUCACUUCGUCAGUGUUUUUUGCUUCAUUCAAAUGCUUGUGUGUCUGUUCCGUAGCGGUGAAUUUGUCUGUGGGCGAACGCAGGUUUUGAAAUGGAAGAGGGCGAUAAAUAGGAAUAAAAAAAAGAAAAACAAACUAACAAAAAUCGAAGUAUAUAUGUGUAUAUGAAAUUAAAACAAAUGAGCUUAGGUUUAUUUAAAAGAUUUUACGACGUAGACUCAAAAAUUGACUCGGGAAGGGAUCGGGUUUGAUGUGAGUUCAACUAUUUGUGGUGAAGAAUCAGCUCAGAUCUUGCACAUAAAAGUUUAGAUAUUGUACCUACAAGUUACAGAUUAUUAUUUUUGUUUGUUUAAUACGGGACUCUCUUGCUCUCUUUCAUAUUUAUUGUCUGGUCGGGGAGCUAGUCCCUCUGUGCGUGGGUUUACCUAGGGCACGGAGCUGUCGAGUAUCCGGGUUUACAGUCAACCGAAACUCUUUUUCAUGUGCCACAAACUAACGCAAAUACUACUGUCUGGGGUUAUUACCAUUUAAGGUUAUGAUGAUAAUGAUGAUGAUGAUGAUUAUAAUAAUUAUUGAUAAUAUUAUUCAAUGAAUGAUAAUUGUUAUUAAAAAAGAUUCUUUUGUUUUUUGGUUGUUUUUUUUUUGUUUGUUUUUUUCAGAACAGCUAGGAACAUGUGUGUUGGACUGCUUAUAAAAACAGUUCAGAAAUAAAAGCCCCUUUUUCGUGUU
Molecule: messenger RNA, 7460 nt
Organism: Pimephales promelas (fathead minnow)
Lineage: Eukaryota; Metazoa; Chordata; Actinopteri; Cypriniformes; Leuciscidae
Gene: grk3
Product: G protein-coupled receptor kinase 3
Biological process (GO): G protein-coupled receptor signaling pathway; protein phosphorylation; regulation of signal transduction
Molecular function (GO): ATP binding; G protein-coupled receptor binding; G protein-coupled receptor kinase activity
Source: RefSeq, a predicted model, not a curated record